This is a messenger RNA of Cadophora gregata, 3526 nucleotides long. RefSeq lists its product as uncharacterized. The transcript has 5 exons. Lineage: Eukaryota; Fungi; Ascomycota; Leotiomycetes; Helotiales; Ploettnerulaceae. The record is from RefSeq and is a predicted model, not a curated record. The coding region runs from base 1412 to 3526 and encodes 704 amino acids. Gene Ontology annotation, molecular function: protein binding.
UGGUGCUGGAAUACCAAGUCUCAAGUGCCCACUGCCCAGUACCAAGCACAAUCACAACCACCCUCACCGACUCGAGGCCAUCACUACUCUACUCAUGAGGCAUGUCCAAGCGGGGUUUCUUGUCCAACUCUUCCGAGUUUAUACAUGACCAUAGGAACCAACGCUUUUGACUCGUCUCCUCUCUGCAUGAGCUCCUUUCUCCCUCGCAGGAACCGGAGAACCCUGCUCAAAGGAUUUAUCAACGCCGAUCCACCGUCCGCCCGCAUUCAAAGCUUCUUCGUCUUUGCGUUCGGAGAUUAUUGUCUCUCGAUCAUUUCCAAACUGCGGGAGGGCGGCAUAUCUCCUACUUACAGUAGAAAGCCCCCAGUCCACCACUACGAGUACUACUGGUACGGCACAAUCCCUGAGGCUUCUCGAUAUUGGGUAGAAAGCUGGACAGUUUCCCCGCACUUUUCACGCCCAUUAUUUAUUUUAUUUGGACAGAGCAGGCAGGCCGGCAUCGCAUCGCAUCGCAUCACGUCCGGCGACCCAGCCAGCGUUGGAUGCUGCAGCAGGGGAAUGUUCUUGGUGAACACUACUGGCAGACUGGCAUAAGACUACGACUACUUACUGUAGACCGUAGACAGGGCAAAGGGGACGGUGCGGCGGAUACAGGCCAGGCCGGCUUUGCUUGCGGGUGCAUUCUCCUCAACUCAACUCGAUACGCGGCUCUCUUGAGCAAAAGGGUUCGCGGAGGGGAGAUAAUUGUACUGUACCGCGGACUGCAACCCACCCUGCAUCCCUACAAGCAAGCGCCAUUUUCCACGGCUCGUGUCGCCGACAAUAUUCAAAUCCACUGCUUUCGUAUUCGCGGCGUCAUAUCCAACGCUGCUCUGCCUGCUCUGCCGCAGGUACAAAACGACAGGGUAUUGCACAAGGGUUGAACGCUAACCUUAACACUUUAACCUUAGCUACGUGAAACAGUGCCAGUCGCCGCCCACUGGCACGACACCAGCACCAGCUAGCCGUGUAGAGUAUUUCUCUCAACUGCUCCUUUAAUUGUCCCAAGGGGUUUGAGGACUUACACGGCUUUGCAAGUCCAACAGCGGAUUAAUUCCUCUACCAUUCGCUUCAGAGUCCGAGGAGAUUGACUGUCGUCGAUUCACCAACAUUUUGACGUUUACCACUGCGCAUUUGGGUCUCCCAGAAUCCCACCUGCUGCCUGCAGACCAUCAUUCUUUUCCUCGCUAUAGUAGAAUUUCCUAGGUUCAAGGUUUCCUUGCUGCAAGGCUACCCCACCAGUCCCACCACCGAUCAACUUCAGAACACGACAGGAGGUAGCCCCUAACGCCCCGAACGAUAUAUCAGCAUUUAAGCUCGGAGGAUCAAAAGUCCAGGAUACUUGGGACUUCAUCUUAAGGCAGCAUUUACAAUGGCGUCACAAACGUCUCCUGCAUCACCGCCUCGGAAACCUCUACCAGCAGAGUCUCCUCCCAAAUUCGUGGACAGCGACGAAUACAAAGAGAACAGUGGCAGCAGCCCAAAUCGAAAGCCACUACCCAAUAUUCCCAUACCGGCGUCAGGACGGAUACAGGGAGCACCGAUGUCCCCAGUCAAGGUCAAUGUGCAGCGGGAGGAUUGGCCGCCUCGGGCAUCUGCAGCUACAAUUGAGGAUGGGACUGGGACUUUCUCACAAGAUUCCGAGCAAGACGGCUCUGCACAGUACGAACGUGCAGAACCUCGAAUGCCUGUGAUGCAAGACAUACCAUUUCGACCAAGCUACAACACAUCGAGAGGGGAGCAAAUACAACAGCCACAAACCGCGGUGAUCUCGUCAGGAGCAAGUUCAAGUUCUAGGACUCCCUCAGACGAAUCACGGAGGCGAGGUGGAUAUCCAGAUAUCGACGAAAAUGGUGCUGAGGUGGAGAUUCAGCCAGUUCCCCGUCUUCAAUAUCACCAUCAGACGCACCAUUCGGAAGGCGGUACUCGUCAAAGGGGACCCUAUAGUCCGUAUGGUCCAUCAAACGACCUUGUCGACGUUGGACAGUCAAUAAACCGACAUUUAACACCAACUUCUCAAGUUGGUAGACGUACACCUCUUCAGCGACCAAUCUCUGCAUACUCGGAUAUGGGACCUCGAGGUCGUUCGCCUGGCUUGCCUGGGUCUCCCAGCUGGGGAGGACGUGCUCCAUCAGCACAUUCUGGACGGUCCAAUGAUGGCCGGCCUCUUUCAUAUGUUGACCUAGCAAAUGUAUCAUAUCCGCAGGCUCCUCCUCCGCCGAUCUCCAUGGACAACUCGCAGUUACGAUCGGUUGUUGGGACAAACGCAUCGCUGCUUAGCAUGGCAAAGACUCUGGAGAUGUACCGACAAAAUGUUAAGAAGCUCAACGACGCUGAAACACAAUAUGCUUUUGCCAUUUUCCUCAUUCAAGCUGCUCAAGAAUCGGGGUUGGGACAGGAAGGAGAUGCAUCACCUAGGAAAACAAGUCCGAAACCAGGAAAUCGCGAUCUUGAAAGCCCUUAUAUUGAGAAAGUCCAAUCUUCACCUCAAGAACUCCUGGCCGAAGCCAAACAUAUGCUACAAAAGCUGUCGGAUCGAAGUUACCCAUUCGCACAAUACUAUCUCGCCGAUGGAUACGCUUCUGGUUUGUUCAGUAAGGGAAAGGAGGAUUACGGGACAGCAUUUCCCCUGUUUGUGGCCGCAAGCAAGCAUGGUCAUGCCGAGUCUGGAUAUCGAGCUGCACUGUGUUACGAGUUUGGUUGGGGUUGCAGGAAAGACCCAGCAAAAGCUGUACAAUUUUACAGGCAGUCAGCAUCGAAGAAUCACCCUGGCGCAAUGACUCGUCUUGGACGAGCUUGUUUAUCUGGAGAUCUUGGCAUGAACAAGUAUAGAGAGGGCUUGAAAUGGCUCAAGCGAGCUACGGAAUCUGCAGAUUUGCAGUAUAACGCAGCGCCAUACCAUCUCGGUCUCCUUUACGAAACUGGUUAUGGGGAUGACAUCUUCCAAGACGAGGUAUAUGCAGCACAGCUCUUUACGCAAGCAGCAGAUCUCGGGCAUGCUGAAGCUUGUUACCGACUGGGCGAUGCAUAUGAGCACGGAAAGCUUUCUUGCCCACGAGAUCCGGCGCUAAGUGUGCAUUUCUACACUGGAGCAGCACAAAAGGGUCAUCCAGCUGCCAUGAUGGCUUUGUGUGCCUGGUAUAUGGUUGGCGCAGAACCCGUCCUUGAUAAAGACGAGAACGAGGCAUACGAAUGGGCACGCCAAGCAGCAGAGUGCGGUCUCACCAAAGCCGAGUAUGCUGUGGGCUACUUUACCGAAAUGGGCAUCGGUACUCGACGCGACCCUCUAGAAGCCAAUGUAUGGUACGUGAAAGCAGCAGACUCUGGCGACGAGCGAGCCAAGCACCGACUUGCUGCCAUUCGCGCAGCAGCCAGUGGAGGCACCCCGAUGGAAGUUGCUCCACCAAGGAACGGAACCAAGAUAAAGAAGAGCAGCAGCGGCAACGAGAAGACGGCGCAGAACGAGAAGGAUUGUGUGGUUAUGUGA